Messenger RNA from Gymnogyps californianus (California condor), 3212 nucleotides. It is a transcript of the gene CERT1, whose product is annotated as ceramide transporter 1. Gene Ontology annotation, cellular component: Golgi apparatus. Lineage: Eukaryota; Metazoa; Chordata; Aves; Accipitriformes; Cathartidae. Gene Ontology annotation, biological process: ER to Golgi ceramide transport. The record is from RefSeq and is a predicted model, not a curated record. The transcript has 18 exons. Gene Ontology annotation, molecular function: phosphatidylinositol-4-phosphate binding. Bases 272 to 2146 code for a protein of 624 amino acids.
GCUCGCCCCUCCUCCCCUCGCCACCUCUAUGUUGUGGCUCUUGCCGCGGGCGGGGGCUGCGGAGCUACGGUGAGGGGGAAGCCCGAGCCUGCGUGCCUCGGCGCCGGCCGGUCGCUGGCAGGGGCGGGCGGCGCUGGUGGCACCCGCGGAGCGGUGCCGCGCAGGUAGAGCCCGCCGCUGCCGGCCCUUCGGCAGGAGGAGGCUGAGGCUGCUGUGGGUGGGGGCCGCUUCGGCUCUUCCCUGCUCGGCGGUGGCUGCGGCCCGGGUCUCCAUGUCGGACAACCAGAGCUGGAAUUCCUCCGGCUCCGAGGAGGACCCCGAGACCGAGCUCGGGCUGCCUGUUGAGCUCUGCGGGGUGCUCAGCAAGUGGACCAACUACAUUCAUGGGUGGCAGGAUCGAUGGGUAGUUCUGAAAAGCAACACACUCAGUUAUUACAAGUCUGAAGAUGAAACAGAGUAUGGCUGCAGAGGCUCUAUCUGUCUGAGCAAGGCUGUGAUUACACCCCAUGACUUUGACGAAUGCAGAUUUGAUAUUAGCGUAAACGAUAGUGUUUGGUACCUCCGAGCUCAGGACCCAGACCACAGACAACAGUGGGUAGAUGCAAUAGAACAACACAAGACUGAAUCUGGCUAUGGAUCAGAGUCAAGUUUACGACGUCAUGGCUCCAUGGUGUCUCUUGUUUCUGGAGCAAGUGGAUACUCUGCAACAUCCACCUCUUCGUUCAAGAAGGGCCAUAGCUUACGUGAGAAGCUUGCAGAAAUGGAAACCUUUAGAGAUAUCUUGUGUAGACAAGUUGAUACUUUACAGAAAUACUUUGACGCCUGCGCAGAUGCAGUUUCCAAAGAUGAACUCCAGAGGGAUAAAGUGGUAGAAGAUGAUGAAGAUGAUUUCCCUACAAUGCGUUCUGAUGGGGAUUUUUUACAUAACAGUAACAGCAGUAAGGAAAAAUUGUUUCCACAUGUGAUACCCAAAGGAAUUAAUGGCAUAGACUUUAAAGGAGAAGCUAUAACUUUCAAGGCAACUACUGCUGGAAUCCUUGCUACACUCUCUCAUUGUAUUGAACUCAUGGUAAAACGUGAAGAAAGCUGGCAAAAAAGGCUAGAUAAGGAGAUAGAGAAAAGGAGAAGAAUUGAAGAAGCGUACAAAAAUGCUGUGACAGAACUGAAGAAAAAGUCCCACUUUGGAGGGCCAGACUAUGAGGAGGGUCCUAAUAGUCUGAUUAAUGAAGAAGAAUUCUUUGAUGCUGUUGAAGCUGCUCUGGAUAGACAGGAUAAAAUGGAAGAACAGUCUCAAAGUGAAAAGGUUAGAUUACACUGGCCAACAUCCUUACCUUCUGGAGAUGCAUAUUCUGCUGUGGGGACUCAUCGAUUUGUCCAAAAGCCCUAUAGUCGCUCUUCCUCCAUGUCUUCCAUUGAUCUAGUCAGUGCCUCUGAUGAUGUUCACAGAUUCAGCGCCCAGGUCGAAGAGAUGGUACAAAACCAUAUGACAUAUUCCUUGCAAGAUGUAGGAGGAGAUGCCAAUUGGCAGCUAGUGGUAGAAGAAGGAGAAAUGAAGGUAUACAGAAGAGAGGUGGAAGAGAAUGGAAUAGUUUUAGAUCCUUUGAAAGCAACCCAUGCCGUUAAAGGGGUAACAGGGCAUGAAGUUUGCCACUACUUCUGGAAUGUUGAUGUUCGUAAUGACUGGGAAACAACAAUUGAAAAUUUCCAUGUUGUGGAAAAUUUAGCUGAUAAUGCAAUCAUCAUUUACCAGACACAUAAGAGGGUGUGGCCAGCUUCUCAAAGGGAUGUGCUGUAUUUGUCUGCCAUCAGAAAGAUACCAGCAUUCAGUGAAAAUGAUCCUGAAACAUGGAUUGUGUGCAAUUUCUCUGUGGAACAUGACAGUGCUCCUCUGAACAAUCGCUGUGUCCGUGCCAAAAUAAAUAUUGCUAUGAUUUGUCAGACGUUAGUAAGCCCACCAGAGGGGAACAAGGAAAUAAGCAGGGACAACAUCCUAUGCAAGAUUACAUAUGUAGCUAAUGUGAACCCAGGAGGAUGGGCGCCAGCAUCAGUGUUACGGGCAGUGGCAAAACGAGAAUAUCCAAAAUUCUUGAAGCGUUUUACAUCAUACGUGCAAGAGAAAACAGCAGGAAAGCCUAUUUUAUUCUAGUAUUAGCAGCGACCGGAACAAGACUGGGUGAGCAUUCCACGUUGGAGAAGUGACCAUGCAUAGAGCACUCCAUGCUGGAACGAAGGAUCUACAGUCUUUUUAUGGCCCAAGUUCUAGGCUCUGAAUAUAUACUGAAGUGAAAAAGUGUUGCAACACCAUGAGGCUGAAUAUUUAACACUAGCUCUCUCCUGCUAACUUUUCUUGCUGAAUCAGUGUGUAAUUAUAAAUACAUGUAUUGAUAACAUGUAUAUGGCUCUUUUUAUUUGCUUGCUUUAAAAGAGGAAGAACGUGUACAACUUUGAAUCACCAAUGUGGGUUACUGCUUUAAUUUUAAACAAGUCGCAGAAUUUCACUGUCAACCUUCCUAAGAUAUUCACACAGUUUUUGUGCAUGUCUAAAAAGCACAAAAGACAAAUGCACAUAUAGCAUACUGUAUGUGCUUUAUAUGCACAAAAAUCUAUGUGGUAUUUUGGGGAGGGAGGGACUUCAGUAAAGCCUAGGUGACUUAUUGGCAGGUUUUGUUUUGCUUUGUAUAAUCACAGUUCAUUGCUGCUGGUUUCUAUAAUGAAUCAUCUUGUUACAUAAAAUGUCAGUUAAUAACUGAGGGCUGUCAAUAUCCUUAUGACUUUGCCUUUUCUAUUGUCUUACUCUUAUGACGAUCUUUGGUUCUGAAGGAGUAAGAGUGUGAAAAGCUUUAUUUUUUCCAGAUAUCUUUAUAUUUCUAUUGUAUUUUUUAGUUAUGUAAUAUGUGCUACAGAAUUUUUGUUAUUAAACAUGAUCCAGAAAUACCUAGGAAGAUUCUGUAUGAGAGGGCAAGAGACUGCCUGAAAGCCAGAAGUCAUCUGUCCAUGCUAUAUGUGGACUGCUUUCUUGCAUGAUAUCCAGGGCUUUCCCAAAGCUGUGAGAAGGUACACUGUAAUAUUUAUUGAAGUAAUUUGGACUACAUAAGACAACAUUCCCAGCCUAGAAUGAGGAUGAGUACAUUAUUUUCAGAUCCUGCAUGUGUCUUCCUCAUCUUAAUGAAGCCAUGCUAUGAGGUUCAUGUAGAAAAUUAUUUCCCUCUUGA